Platichthys flesus (European flounder) is the source of this 2438-nucleotide messenger RNA. RefSeq names its product SPARC related modular calcium binding 2 (gene smoc2). The record is from RefSeq and is a predicted model, not a curated record. Gene Ontology annotation, cellular component: basement membrane. NCBI's taxonomy places the organism in Eukaryota, Metazoa, Chordata, Actinopteri, Pleuronectiformes, Pleuronectidae. Gene Ontology annotation, molecular function: heparin binding; protein binding; extracellular matrix binding. The transcript is spliced from 13 exons. Bases 605 to 1933 code for a protein of 442 amino acids. Gene Ontology annotation, biological process: extracellular matrix organization.
UUCUAGAAACAGACAGUAGCCUGUCUCAUCCCAUCCUCCCUCUCUCUGCCAACAGAACCUCAGCACACGGUCCCCAGGGAGAAGGGUUUCUUGUUGUGCUUUUGAAGGAGAAGGAAAAGAAAAAAGGGUGAAAGAGAAGAAUACCUGACGUGUUUGCCUCAGCUACCAGCAGCAGACGGAGUCCCUCUAAACCUACACCUACCUACCCACCGGCCGGGGAGCUGCCUGCAUCCGAUAAGGGAUCUAGUCCACAAAAUCAAGUGUGGAGGGGAGGGGGUGUGGAGCAAAGAAGUCGUAUUGGAGAGAGGGAGAAGAGACACCGAGGGAGGGGAAAAGGUCAGGGACACGGGGGGGUUAUCGCACUGCUAGAAAUAAGGAGAGUGUCUACACAAACGCUUUGGCAGACGAAACCAAGGAGACGAAGUGAAAUAAACCAGCAAACCCCGCUCCGGCACUGGCAACAUUUUUUCACAAGGAGUAUUGAGGAUUUUAAAACCUUUUCGAUCUCUUCCAGAAGCAGUUUUUGGGCUUUGGUGAAGUCCAGGCAGCAGAGACUGAAUUUUGGACCGUGCGUAAUUUGGAGAGUUUAUUGCCGCGCUGCGUCAUGAUGCGCGUCUGUCCUCUGCUGGUCUUCCUCUGCCUACUGUGCGCUGGACGCGCUCAAAAGUUCUCCGCUCUCACGUUCCUGCGGGUGGACCAGGAUAAGGAGUGCAACAUGGAAUGCAGCGGAGUACCCCGCAAACCUUUAUGCGCCUCCGACGGCAGGACCUUCACGUCUCGAUGCGAGUUCCUCCGAGCCAAGUGCCGCGACCCCCAGCUAGAGGUCAUCCGAGGGCCAUGCAAAGAUACAUCCAGAUGUGUAGCAGAGAAGAAGUACACAGAGCAGCAGGCCAAGAAGCUCUUCCCGCAGGUCUUUGUGCCUGUGUGCAACCCUGACGGUACAUACAGCGAGGUUCAGUGCCACAGCUACACUGGAUACUGCUGGUGUGUUACACCCAAUGGCCGACCCAUCAGUGGCUCAGCAGUGGCCAAUAAAAAACCUCGGUGCCAAGGAUCAAAACAAGAGAGAGCUACCACAAGAGAGCCAGGUAAAGCAGUCUCCUUGCAAAUAUUCUCCAUUCUAAAUGCAGAUGAGACCGGCCUAGUGGUGGACCCACAGCCUGCUGGCGAUGAAGAAGACAUCAUUUCCCAGUACCCCACUCUGUGGACGGAGCAGGUUCGCAGCCGACAGAACAAUAGAACCAGAGCACCAUCCUCCUCAUGUGAUCAGGAGCAGCAGUCGGCCCAGGAGGAGGCGAGGCAGCACAAGAACGACGCCGUGUUCGUACCGGACUGUGCCUUAGGAGGACUGUACAAGCCGGUCCAGUGCCACCCCUCCACUGGCUACUGUUGGUGUGUGCUCGUGGACACCGGUCGGCCCAUCCCCGGGACCUCCACCAGGUAUGAACAGCCAAAGUGUGAUGGCAAUGCCAGGGCCCACCCAACUAAACCUAAGGACCAUUACAGAAGCAGACAUCUUCAAGGCUGUCCUGGGGCAAAGAAAACAGAGUUCCUGACAAGUGUUCUUGAUGCGCUGUCGACAGACAUGGUGCACGCCGUCACAGAUCCUGCAUCUGCCGGAAGGAUGGCCGAGCCUGACCCCAGCCACACCCUGGAGGAGAGGGUGGUCCAUUGGUAUUUCAGUCAGCUGGACAAAAACUCAAGUGGUGACAUUGGGAAGAAGGAGAUCAAGCCUUUCAAGCGCUUCCUGCGCAAGAAAUCCAAGCCCAAGAAGUGCGUGAAGAAGUUUGUGGAGUACUGUGACAUCAGCAACGACAAGGCACUUUCUCUGCAGGAGCUGAUGGGUUGCCUCGGGGUGACCAAAGAAGAGGGAGCCAAACCAGGAGAAGGCUUAACUUCCAGUAAACUAAAUCAGUCGAAGAAGCAAGGCUAAGUCGCCGCUGAGAUUUCCCCCUCCUGCAUGGAGAACCUGCCCUCACCAAUCGGCAAUGAUGGAAACCAUAGUAUUUGCACUUUGUACUUUAAAAAAAAUGUAAAUUCACUUUGUAGAAAUAAGGUAUUUAAACAGACUGCUGAAUCUGUGAAUGAUGUAGUUAGCUCUUUAUGUCCUGACAAACAAAAAAUAUUUAACACAUACAAUGUAUGUGUCCUUUGUGUGUCUAAAAAAGUGUACUUUUCAGAGUUGUACAAGUUUUAAUGUUGAUGUUACAUUUUGUGCCCCCUCUCCUCAUUGUACUUUUCAUGUCACACUGAUGAUUGUGUGGAUAUUUGCUUACAAUAAUUUAGAUCAUUCCAUCACUCAUGUCCUGACCUACAGCAUCUGUUCCUGUGCUUUGUACAGCACUUUGAAAGAAUGUUUUAAACAUGCAUCAUAAAAACGUCCUACGUGUUCACAUGUAUUCAUGUCUAUUAGAAAUAAAGAACUCUUUUAUACAUUC